This is a messenger RNA of Chiloscyllium plagiosum (whitespotted bambooshark), 3081 nucleotides long. NCBI's taxonomy places the organism in Eukaryota, Metazoa, Chordata, Chondrichthyes, Orectolobiformes, Hemiscylliidae. The record is from RefSeq and is a predicted model, not a curated record.
GUGCCUGCCCUAGUUGGACUCCAAUUCCCGCAGUGCUAUUGGCCCCCCCCCCCUGAAGAGGGUUGCAAAGUAAAUGAAUAAGCAAGUUUUAGGUGGGUGUGGAAUAAAACCAGAAGGCUGUGCUUGUAUUCAGAUAAGGCCCCUUGUAUCCUAGCAACAAACAAGGCUGCCAUUAUGAGGAGGAAUCUGCUUUCAAUUGCUGUGACAGAGUGAAAAUCCGAAUGCCUGAACUUAAUUCUUUUACUGAAAAACUUCUUGUACUGGCCAUGACUGUGCCGUUCAUUGUAUUUGUGGCAGGACUAGUGCUUCAAGUCUGCACUAAAACACCACAGUCGUUGAUUCCAUUAAAUGCUCUGUCUGAAUGUUGUGCAGAUCUCUCCGAUGAUUCUGGCCUUUGUCCACAAAGCAGCUCAUGUUAUUCAGGCUGUUACAGACACUGGUUUAAGAAUGGAAGUACCACCUGCAUCAGGUGCAUUAAUGAAACAUUAAUUGAUUCCUUGAAUAAUAGGACUGAAUGCAUCAUCUCAUUCUCUGGCAGUGAAGAGAAGGUGGAAAAUGGCACCACAGUGGGCCCAACCAUCCUUAAAAUUGGAGGGCCAGGGAUAGCUGCCUCAUUAUGCCUUGGAACACUAUUUAUCAGUUCAUUCUUCAUCCUUUCUGUGGCUGCAUUUUUUUACCUCAAGCGAUCUAACAAACUCCCACAUUUGUUUUACCAGCAAAACAAAGCUUCUAUACUGCAGCCGAAUGAAAUGGCAGAAAUUAUGAGGAGCCCCGUUAGAUCAGUGCGAAAACAAAGAUAUUCGAGAAGAGAAAGACUCUCUGCUUCUACAGCUUCAUUUGCAUCGGCUGCCAUAAGCAAUGUUUGAUCCUGCAUUGUCCACCAUGUAUGUUCAAGAAAUGGUAUUAUUUUAAUUUGUACAUUUAUAUACAUUCCCUGCACUGAUGGACACUAUCAUUCUACCAAGUUGCAAGGGCCACUUUGUCGAAUUGUUGUUUAUUGAUAAACGUGCACACACACAUACAGCCUGCAGCAUACCCAUCACAUGGGCAUUUGGAAGUAAAACAUGAUCUCUCCCCGUCUGGGAAUAUAUUGUUCAAUAUAAUUGGGCUGUUCUCAAUCUUCUGACUUUAUUUCAGAGAUGAAAUCACGGCCAAGUCAAAAGUUGAUAUGUGACCAUGAAAGCAUAUAUCUCCUAUAUUGGUCUACACUAUCCAACUGUUUGUAGAUAGACUGAUAGAUCAAGGUCAACUGACUUAGUUUCUAAUCUUCUCCUGAUUUCUUUGCAACACCUCUGUCUACAAAUUCUACUAAAUUUAGAUGGUCUAUGCAUCCUGAAUGCUCUCCAUCCAUAAAGGUACUGAUAGAAUUUUGCCCUAGAAACCAUCAUCUCUGGCAGUUCCAGUGUUCUUUCUAUAGGUGUUAAGCUUGAUUUGUAACAGGUUAUGUUUCUGGCUGUGGAUUUAAGAGUUCUGGUCACCUCUUCUUGUAAUGUCCAUUGCACUUUCUUUUUAUUGUGCCAAAUGCAGAAUGUAGCAUUGAGGUUUCUUAACUCAAGACAUUCUAGCAAUUAUCAUUUAGUUUCAUAUUGAAUUAUGUCCCUGAAGGUAACUGGUGAAGCUAAUAUUUUUGAGGCUAAUAUUCCCUCAGUUCUCAGCUCAGUCCUUCUAAUUACCUCAGAUCAGAUAUUCACCCUUUUGACUGGGUAACAUUCGCAUUUUCUUUAAUAGAUAAUCAGUCAGAAAUACAUUAGUCUGGCAGUUUGAUAUUUUACUCUUUUUCAAAAUUCAACAGCGUAGAAUAAAUGUAAAUAUGUUUCUUCCAUUCUGCUACCUUGUUCAUUGUUACCCAGCUUUAGUGGGGCUACUGACAUUGUCUUGCUUCUAAUCUGGCUUCCUUUAAGCCUUCCUUAGUCCACAUUGUCCACUUGUUCAAUUACUAUUUCUUUCCUCCAGCCCUUCUGUUUUUUACCCUUCAUUCCUCCUUUGUUGGCAGGACAAGGCAGUCAAGACUUUGAAUUUGUAACUAAUAGCUUCACAUUACCAACCUACCCAACCAUGCAUACUGUAAUAUUGCAAUUUAAAAUUCUCUGGGCUCACUGGAAAACGUGACAUGCAAUAUCGUGCUGUCAACAUCAACUUCCAUCAAACACGAAAAUUGGUUACAGGGAUCUAAGCAGAUGCUUUACAAUGCUGAUGAGGUUUCUGCAUAGCUGCAGUCUGUUUAUUUAGAUUGCAUCACCCUGGGUCACAGGACGUUUUUCUUUUGAAGGAGAUGGACACCCUAUAACAUAACAAUCCAUGGAAUGAUGUGGCAUUAAACAAUGACAAGGUGACUCCUGUGUUUAAAAGCAGACUUAAAGCUCCUUUCACAGAAUUGAGUUCUUUUCCUUUAAUUUUUAGGUUUCAGAUUAAAGACUCUUCCCACAAUUUAUGUAUAUGGGUAGGAUUGAUUCUCUGUAUUGCAAUCAAAUGCUGCUUACAGUAUUUUGAGCUGCGUUGUAGCAAAUAAGGUAAACAUAAUUUUGCCAUCAUUACUUGGUAGAGCUAGAAGCAAUCUCCCCCCCACCAGCCUACGUUUCUUUCACUUUUUGAACUGAAGAUGUAGAAAUUCAAAGGCCCCAAGUGUUCGUUCUCCAGAAGUGACCUUUUUUAUUUCAUUUGCCCAGCUCAGUUGACUGCAUUUUGGCCACUAAGUUUGGACUGUUAGUUUGAGGAGGUCCUCAGUCAACUUAAAGAUUGAUGUUAGUUUGUUGAUCUGGAUGUGGACCUUUGGGAUGACAUUGAUUAUGGAGAAUCCCUUUCUGUGGGUGGUAGUCGCUGGUCUCCGUGGGGCAAUAGCCAAUAGAAGUCUAAUCUUCUCUAUCUGUUCAUUUGACAGUCAACAAUUUUUAAAGUGUAACUUCUCAGAAUAAAUUUUUCUUGAUGCAGAAUAGAAUCCGUGCACUAACUGACUUAUCCCAGACAAGGCAGUUCUUAACUUUCAUUUAUUAUGAAAGGACUGUAGCUUUGAUGCAUUUGUUUUGUUGUAAGUGUGAGUUGGUAUAUUGGAAGAAAGAUGAUAACUGGUUGUUAUUUUGUAAA